Protopolystoma xenopodis is the source of this 903-nucleotide messenger RNA. NCBI's taxonomy places the organism in Eukaryota, Metazoa, Platyhelminthes, Monogenea, Polystomatidea, Polystomatidae. The record is from the annotation of a GenBank genome assembly.
GAUGAUGACGCUGAACUUACAACUCGCACACACGUCAUUUUCUCCGACUCACUGUCUGGCGAUGCUGCCAACGACACUAAACCCUGGGUCCAGUUAAAAAACGCUUCUCCUGAGGAGCUGGAAAAAGUUCCAGUACCCCCCCCGCCUCCACCGCCGCCUCCCCCACCGCCCAGUUUCCCAGGUCUACAGCCGCAGAAGAAACGGACAAUCCCACCACCACCGCCACCACCGCCGCCACCUGGCCAGCCAAAAACCAUUCAAGAGUUCAUGGAAAAGAUCAAAAUCUUCCCCAAGUCCUCUCAUACCAACGUGGACCCUCAGAAGUGCUUCGACAUAGCAACCGCUCUGCAUAACUCGAACAGCCGUGGAGCCAAGUUAUUCGCAAAACGGCGCGCACGGGCUCAGAAAUGGGAGUCCGAGGCGACCGAGGGUGAAGGGGGCGCUGUCAGUGGCUUCGGAGAAGGCCGUAACUCGCAGUCCGUCAGUCCAAUGCCGUUGGCUGCGCAGGCGCCUGUGCUCGUCUUCCCGAUGCUACAUGUCGCUGGGCUGGCGAGUAAGCCACGGCUGGCCUCAAAGCUGCAUCCAGUCGGUGAGGAGGCCGACCAGGCACAGACGGCGCUCGAAGUCGCACUCAGGCCCCUGGGGCCGGUGAGUCGGCAGUUAGCAAAUCUGAAGGCACCGAUGUCAGGCGGUGGUUCUGGCUCAUUGAUGCCAGAGAUAGGUGAGGCCAUCAUUACAGCAGAACCUCCUGGCGAAGCGGUUGGAGGGCGCAAGAUGCAACGGGCCUCUACAGACGAGUCUGGGCAACACAUGGAUCCAGAAAAAAGCUGUUUGAUUUCGGAUGGCCUGACAAACAAGACUCCAGUACCAUUCUCUACCCGUAAGUGGCGUCUCCAUCCUUAG